Molecule: messenger RNA, 3179 nt
Organism: Rhipicephalus sanguineus (brown dog tick)
Lineage: Eukaryota; Metazoa; Arthropoda; Arachnida; Ixodida; Ixodidae
Gene: mas
Product: protein masquerade-like
Exons: 8
Coding region: 83-2941 (952 amino acids)
Biological process (GO): proteolysis
Molecular function (GO): serine-type endopeptidase activity
Source: RefSeq, a predicted model, not a curated record
GCUGCUAGCGCAUCCGGCUGCAGUGCUGCGCGCGAAUCGCAGCAGCAGUCCCUGCAUCAGGACGCUGUCUGGGUGUCUCAGCAUGGCUCGGACACUCGCCAACCUACCAGCCAAGAUGUUCCUAUUUCCGUUGGCUCUCCUGGCGAUCACUUGCGUUCAAGCACAGGACACGUCUGCCAUACUCUCGGGAAUAUUGGGUUCCCUUACAUCCACAAGCAAAGCUCGGGGGUGUCCAGGAGAAUGUGUGCACGCCAUCACCGCCCUCUUGUGCGACCAAGUAGUGGACGAGAUUCAGUGCGGCGCCAGCUAUUUGCGUUGCUGCGUGCCUAAGGAGUUUAGCCUGGGCGGCACUGCAGUCGAGACCUCGGCGCCCUUAGCCGAAGACGAAAUGGUUCCUGCCACUUCACCUGCCACUGCAGUUGACGAAGACAGCAACGCCACCGUCCCUACUCCGCUCCCUCCGGUAACACCAGCAGUGGAAGCACCGCCACAGCCGCAGCAGCAGCGCCCGUCGUCAACGCCACCACCACCACCACCAUCGCCCACGCAGGUUCCGACGCAGCGUGACGUGUGUACUGGUGUAUGCGUCGGCAACGGACUGUCCCAGUACUGCCACCGCGUUCUUUCCUCGCCAUCCUGCGGUCCUGACGCCGUGUGCUGCACUUCCGCGGAUGGUCCCCCUCAGGCUGAACAACCGCACGACGGCACGCUUCAGCAGCAGCAACAGCAGCCAGAUCACUCUCCGUCCCGCGAUGCAGCCCAGGAACCGAAGCUUCCGGAAUGUCCCGGAUCGUGCGUGUCCCCGCUUCUCAGCAUCCUUUGCGACCACGUGUCUACGGUUCACUCGUGCCCGACGGGCGGUUCUUGCUGCGUCAGCGCGGCGGCCACGACCACAGAGCCUCCCAUACCGGCUUGCGACGGCCGCUGUCUUCCCCCCUUUUUGAGCGGCGUUUGUCAGAAGCCCGCGCAGCUCGUGCUUCGCACUACGACGUGUCCCAGCGGCACCAUCUGCUGCUCGCAGCCCGAGCGCGACCAGAGACCCGGAAACGGCUUUUUCGCGACGCAGCAUGGGACUCCAAUGCGUCAGCAGAGACCGCCGAUGCAGCAACAAAGGCCCUUCGGCGCCAUAAUACCGCAAGAGCGUCCGUACCAAAACCACCCGCAGGCGCACGACCAGCUGAAUGCGGUGAUACCCGUCGAUCAGGCCAUGAUGGAUCAGCUUGCCCUGGAGAGUGGCGGCGGAGGACACCGGCGACCGCAGCACGAGCACCUCGGAUCACCGCAGCAAGGCCGACCGGACGGUCCACGCAGGGAACCUCCUCAGCCGCCCCCGCAGGGACUGCCACAAGGUGGUGUUCGGCCGGUCAAACAGGGACUUGGUCCGCCGAAGCGAUUGAGGCCGUCCCAACAUCACCCUCCUGGUUCCCUGCAGCGCCCGGGACCCCGACCUCCCAGUCCCAGCAGCAUGGACUUUCAAGGGGACAACCAGCACGGUCCGCCCCCGAUCGGCUUGGCUAAUGACGAGUCGAACCAGCCGAUGCUCAGGCCAUUGAGGCCCUCCAACUCCGACGAGAGGCCGGGAGGCGGGGAGUCCAAUGCUCUUCCCGCUGCGCCGCAUCCACAACAUCAGCAGCACCAGCAGCAGCAGCAACAACAUCAGAGAGCUCCUCCGUGCCCGGGCAACUGCAUUUCGAGUUACCUGCGUUUCGCCUGCUUCGGCGAGAACGCCAUCCAUCCGAGGCUUUUGUGCCCGCAGGAAGGGCUCGUGUGCUGUGCUAACGUCGCUCAAGUGCAGAGGAUUGCGGAAGAAGCCGCGGCCGCCUCCCCAGCUGUCAGUGAAGACCAGUCGAGGCCGGAGAAUCCCCCGCCGCCUCCGCCGUCGCAACCCCCGCCACGGGCAGCCUUGAACCCUGACCCGGGAUCUCGACCUCCGCCACCGCCACCGCGGCAGGUGCCACGACCCGAGGCUCAGCAGCCGCCCGAGCGACAGCAGCGACCCAAGCCCGCAGCCGCUGCUCCUCCAAGGAAGAUGCUUCAGCAGCCGAACCUCUUGCUCCAAGACGCCGAGAUCGCGACCGCAUUGCCUUCCAGCACAACGAGGGCCCCUUCUGUGGCAAAGGGCCGCCGCCCGCCGCGCCCCUCUACGUGCGGCGUCAAAGGGGGCGGAUCAGGCUCCGGGCCCGACCGGCGUCAUGCGGCGCGGAUCACGGGGGGCAAGGACUCUGUCCCUGGAGAGUGGUGUUGGCAAGCGGCUUUGAUCAACUCACAGAACCAGUACCUAUGCGGAGGAGCUCUGAUCGGCACGCAAUGGGUUCUAACGGCAGCGCAUUGCGUCACUAGCUUGGUACGCAACGGGGAGCCCGUGUUUGUGCGCGUCGGCGACCACGACCUGGGCAGUGAGCGGGCGCACCCGGGAGCGCAGACGCGCCGCGUAGCUACUACCUACAUACACCACAACCACAACGGCCAGACGCUGGACAACGACAUCGCGCUGCUCAAGCUCCAGGGUGCCGUCCAGCUCAACCCACGCACCUGCCUCGUCUGCCUGCCCGCCCGCGGAGCGGCGCCGGCUCCCGGGGAUCGGUGCACCGUCACUGGAUACGGCUACGUGGGUGAAGGUGGACCCAUCGCGCUGCGUGUUCGUGAAGCAGUGCUGCCUGUCGUCGAGGACCGCGACUGCACGGCCAAGAUCAACGCGGUGACCGAGAAGCAGUUCCUGAUGCCGGCCAGCUCGUAUUGCGCCGGCGGGGAGAAGGGUGACGAUGCCUGCCAGGGUGACGGUGGCGGGCCCAUGGUGUGCCUGGUGGAUGGCUUCUACGAGCUGGCCGGCCUGGUGUCCUGGGGAUUCGGCUGCGGCCGGCCCGACGUGCCGGGAGUCUACGUCAAGGUGUCCGCCUUCAUCGGCUGGAUCAACCAAAUCAUCAGCGUCAACAACCUUUAGCACCUCGUCGUUCCCGAGACCAAAUCACUGGCUUCCUCCCCGGUUGCCUCCACGUGUCCGCAAGCGCAGACACUCCUCACAAAUCCCCGGUAUACGAGUUCCUCGGCAGAACGCGACGCGGUCUUAGUGCACCUGCGUUUCCGGCAGACAACGUCAGGCCACAAGGCUCCAAGGGACGAGUAUUCAGCGAACUUAGUACUAGCACUGUGCACAAAGCCAGAAACGUUGAUGACCUUGA